CGUGGACCACCAUCAGUAGUGCAUCUUCUUCUUCUUGGUGCUCUUUUCCACGUGCACACACAACAAGCAGCGCCGACCAUAAAGCAGAAGACGCAACGACCGCAGUAGCCAUGAAGUGCGCUCCUCUCAUCCUAGCUCUGUGCAUUGCCACAGCAGCGGCCCAGAGAGGCUAUGACUAUCCCAAGCCCAGCCAAGGCUUUACCACGGGCAACAAACCCCAGCAGCAGUCCAGUGGCGCCAACCAGCAGACCCAAAGCAACGGCCAGCGUCCCCAGCGUCCUACCACCUCUUUUGUGAGCAACGACUUCACCCAGCAACAACAGACCACCAGGCCCCAGCAGAACCAGCAGGGUGGUUACCAGCAAUCGACUGGACAGAACAACCGUCCUCAGGGCUUCCAGCAGCAGAACCAACAGGUUUACAACAACAACAACCAGAAUGUUGGCACCAACGGCUACCAGUACCAGAGGCCACCAAACACCACCCCUUUCGUUUCCAACGAUGAAUUUGGAGGCGAUACCACCACCAACACACCCUUCGGAACUACUUUUGGAUCGUCAUUCAACCAGGGCAGCUCGCAGUCUGCUGGUAAUUUGGGAACCAUCAAUGUGCCCUCUGGACCUUCUUCCACUGGUGCCUUCGCUGGAACCGGACCGUCUGGCCCCACUUCUGGAACCUUCAACAGCGGUUCUACCUCUGGAUCUUCUGGAAUCAGACCUGUCAUUGGCAGCAACAAUGCCGGUACUACAUCUACUGGAUCUUCCAGCUUUGGUCCCUCAUCAGGUGGAUCUAACAACUUUGGACCCGCAACCGGUGGCUCUAGCAAUUUCGGGCCUUCAACUGGAGGUUCUUCCAACCUUGGGCCUUCGACUGGUGGCUCUAGCAACUUUGGUCCCACCACUGGUGGCUCUAGCAACUUUGGUCCCUCCACUGGUGGCUCUAGCAACUUUGGACCUUCCACUGGAGGUUCCAACAACUUUGGACCUUCAACUGGUGGCUCCAGCAGCUUUGGUCCUUCAACCGGUGGCUCCAGCAACUUUGGCCCUUCAUCUGGUGGCGUAUCUUCUUCUGGUAACGAUGAUGGUAGCUACGAAGGUGGUGACUACUCCGCUAUCCCCGGCAACCCUGACACCGACUACCCUAUUUUGACCUCCAUCCCUGCCACGUCCUUCAAGUGUGCGGAUCAGCAGUGGCCUGGAUACUACGCUGACGUUGAAACUCGCUGCCAGGUGUUCCACGUCUGCGCCAACAACCGUACCUUUGACUUCCUGUGCCCCAAUGGAACCAUCUUCCAUCAGGGUUAUCUUGUUUGCGUGUGGUGGAGCGACUUUGACUGCAGCACUGCCCCCAGCCUGUUCGGAAACAACGCCAACAUCUACGAUUACUCUCAGGACGGUAGCCAGUCGGCCAAUCAAAACAACCAGGGCGGUUCUUCUCAGUCGGGCCCUAGCCAGGGUGGCUUCAGCCAAACCGGACCAACCCAAGGAGGAUCUUCCCUCACCGGCCCCAGCCAGGGAAGCUUCAGUCAGACGGGACCUAGCCAAGGAUCGUUUGGGCAGUCCGGACCUAGCCAGGGAGGAUUCAUUCAGACCGGCCCUAGCCAGGGUGGAUCAAACCUUGCAGGACCAUCUCAGGGAAGCUUCAGCCAAACUGGACCUACCCAAGGAGGAUCUUCCCUUACUGGCCCUAGCCAGGGAAGCUUCAGCCAGACUGGGCCCAGCCAGGGUGGCAACCAAGGUUCCUUCCCUGGACAGGGUGUUGGAAACGGUGGCAACUUCCCAGGCCAGGGAGCUGGAAACGGAGGAAGCUUCCCCGGACAGGGAUCAAGGCCGAACCAACAAGGAUCGAGACCAAACAACCAGGGCAACAACCAGAACUUCAACCAGGGAGAUGAUCCCGUCACCGCUCCCAACCGUGAAUAUCUGCCACCCUACUAAAGAAGCUCCAGCCCAGGGCCGCGAUCUUCAAGUUUUAUUUAAUUUCUGCCAAGUACGCGGCUCUGCUCGCUCGCAAAUUUGACUGAGCCAUUCCCGCUGAGAAUUUUCACAAGCUCAAAUACAACAGAAGUUACCCAGUGUGAUUUUUUUAUAACAUAUAAAGAAGAAGUUACCAUUUUUUGUACCGAUGUAAAUUUUAAGAAAAGCGGAUUAGUAAUAGUGGUCCUGUUUUAUGGCAUUUUUAACACUUUUUUAAUUUUUUGCAUCAUGUAUUGUACAGAAAAGCACUUUCCACCAAAUUAUUUAUAAUAUAACAACAAGUGCCUGAACAUUUUGGCAAGACUUUGCCAAGCUUUGUGUUUUGAAGUGAAACAAUAAAGCAUUAUGCACGUGAAAACGAUA
Messenger RNA from Neocloeon triangulifer, 2339 nucleotides. RefSeq lists its product as uncharacterized. Lineage: Eukaryota; Metazoa; Arthropoda; Insecta; Ephemeroptera; Baetidae. Gene Ontology annotation, cellular component: extracellular region. The transcript has 3 exons. The record is from RefSeq and is a predicted model, not a curated record. Bases 111 to 1937 code for a protein of 608 amino acids. Gene Ontology annotation, molecular function: chitin binding.